CGUGACGAGUGUUGCGUUAAUUGUCCGUAAAUUGGGUUCACUUUUGUUUGUCAUUAGAUUUAGCGGCCGUUGUGUUGCCCACUAAUUCCAAUGGGUAAACCGGGUAAGUCUACCGGUGCCACCAGGUCCCGGCUGACUGGGACCCCGAGUACCAGUGCCGCGAGUAAUGGCAACACGACUACCGGCUUCGACACCAGCCUUUCCCUUGGCUUCAAAAACGGCAAUUUAGUGCGGCUUUCGUUACGGGAUUUCAUGACCUACAAGAAGGUGGAGAUGAAGGCGGGACCCAAUCUGAACCUCGUGUUGGGCCCCAACGGCACCGGGAAGUCGGCGCUCGUGUGCGCCGUCAUCAUCGGUCUGGGAGGCGAGCCCUCCACCACCGGCCGGCGAAUACAUCCGCUUCGGGUGCAACUCAGCGCUCNAUCAUCGGUCUGGGAGGCGAGCCCUCCACCACCGGCCGGCGAAUACAUCCGCUUCGGGUGCAACUCAGCGCUCGUGGAAAUCGAGCUCUACAACGACAACGGGACCGCUAAGAACCAUCUGAUCCAACGGGUGAUCCAAUCGAAACAGAGCUCUAGCGGUAAGACUGAGUUCACGUCGAGUUUCAAACUGAACGGCAAAGAGGCGAACCGUACGACUGUCCGCGAGUUCACGCGAACUCUGAACAUAAAUGUCGACAAUUUGUGUCAAUUCCUGCCUCAGGAACGGGUCGUCGAGUUCGUCAAAAUGGACAGAAAGACACUCUUGGAGUGCACUGAGAAGGCGGCCGGCGAUGAGCACAUGUAUGACUCGCACGUGGAGAUCGUGAGGCUCACCAAACAGAUCAAGAAGUUGAAUGACAUGAACGCCGACCUCUCGGAUCAGAUCACCAGUGAAACGGCGCAACAGCAGAGGGCGGAGGAGGAGCUCCGGAGGAUUGAAGAGCGCGACAAAUAUAAGGAUGAGAUCGAGUGGUUGGCGCGGAAGCGGCCGUGGAUUGAGUACGAAGACAAACGCGUGGAAUACACGGCCUCUAAAGAGCAGCUGAUCGCCAAGAAGGAGGAGAUGAGUCGUCUGUCGAAGUGUUUGGAACCGCUGAAGACUGAAGUGAACGCCGCCCGCAAGGCGUUCGAGAAGUGCCAGAUCCUCAAGAAUAAGGCCAUCACUGAUAUGCGAAAAGUGGCCCAAAAGGUGGAACCGAUUAAGAAUAAGAUCGAGAAGUCGUUCGAAGAUAUAAAGGACGCAAAGAAUGGUUACUUCGAGAAAGAAAAG
This is a messenger RNA of Oppiella nova, 1251 nucleotides long. Lineage: Eukaryota; Metazoa; Arthropoda; Arachnida; Sarcoptiformes; Oppiidae. The record is from the annotation of a GenBank genome assembly.